Dictyostelium discoideum AX4 is the source of this 5163-nucleotide messenger RNA. RefSeq names its product PHD zinc finger-containing protein (gene gflC). Lineage: Eukaryota; Evosea; Eumycetozoa; Dictyosteliales; Dictyosteliaceae. The record is from RefSeq and is a predicted model, not a curated record. Bases 1 to 5163 code for a protein of 1720 amino acids. The transcript has 2 exons. Gene Ontology annotation, cellular component: nucleus; Set1C/COMPASS complex.
AUGAAUUAUAAUGAUUGUGAAAUUUUACCACCAAAUUUAUCUGUUCUUAUUGACGCAAUUUCAUCAGAAUCAGAGAAAACUUCAUAUGAUCCAAUUUCAAAUGUAGACACGACAAUACACCAUACAAAUGAUUCAACAAUACCUAUGGAAUUGGAUCAUUCAUAUAAUAGUCAAAAUAUACAGUCUUAUAGUCACAAUAUUGAUGAUGAUGAGGAUAAUAAUAUGGAUCACUAUAAUCUUUAUCAAAUUGAGCAAUCAUCACAUCAACAAAAAGACAUGGAAAUUUCAAAUUCUGAGCCUUUAGAUAAUAUAAAUAAUAAUAAUAAUAAUAAUGAUAAUAUACCAACUACAACUACAACUACAACUACAACUACAACAUCAACAUCAACAUCUAUUGAAAUUAAAAACCUCAGUGAUAGUGAUAGUAUUACCAUAAAUAAUAAAAUUGAUGGCACAGCUGUAAAUAAUCAAAAUAAUGGUAAAAUAAAUAUUAAUAAUAAUAAUAAUAAUUAUAAUAAUAAUAAUAAUAAUGAUAAUAGCAAUAGCAAUAGUGAUAGUAAUAGUAAUAAUAAUAAUAAUGAUAGCAAUAUAAUUAAUAGCAAUAAUAACAUCAAUAAUGGCGAAGAUAAUAAUUCAUUUAAAACUUUUGAAAUUUCAAAACUUCCACUAAGAAAAAGACAUUUGGUUCCUGAUAGUGUUUAUUAUAACUUUUAUCAAAAUGUUUUAGUCUCACCACAAUCACCUCCAUCAUGCAAUAAUAAUAAUAAUAAUAAUAAUAACACUAAUAAUUGCCAAAAUAGUAAAAUAAAUAUUAGUAUUAUCAAUCCACAUCAAAAUAAUGGUAACAACAACAACGAUAACAAUAACAAUAGUAAUAAUAUUAAUUGUAAUGGUUCUGAUGGUCGUAAUAGUGUAGAAACAACAUCACCAAAACUUUCAUCAUCUACAUCAUCAAAUUCAUCAUUUGAACAAGAAGAUAUGGAACAGAGAGUACCUUCUCCAAGUCAUUCUAAUCAUCAACACCAAAAUGGAAUAUCGGCUUCAUCUGAUUUUAUAAAGCCCACUCCAUUUUUUGUAGAUAAUAAAAAUAAUAAUAAUAAUAAUAAUAAUAAUAAUAAUAAUAAUAAUAAUAAUAAUAAUAAUAAUAAUAAUAAUAAUAAUAAUAAUAAUAAUAAUAAUAAUAAUAAUAAUAAUAAUAAUAAUAAUAAUUUAAACAACAAUAGUUUAAACAAUGAUAACUUAAACAAUAAUAAUUUAGAUAAUAAUGAGAAUAAUAAUAAUAGUAAAAAUGAAAAUAAUAAAAAUCAAGGUUCAGAUAGAUUGGUUAAUGAUAAUAAUAGUAAAAAUGAAAGUUUAGAUAAUAAUACAGUUGCAACAAUACAACCACACCAACCAAAAAGUUUAGAAGAGGAUGAUGUGGAUGUUGAAGUAGUGGAUGAAGAAGAAAGUAAAAAUAAAGUUAAUGGCAUCUCAAAUAAAGUUGAUAAUACUUCAAAUAGUGAUGUUGAGGAGAAACCAGUUGUAAAGUUUAGAAAGAAUAUAAAUAAAAAUAUUGGAAUUGAUGAUGACGAUGACGGUGAUGACGGUGAUAUGUCUGAGGAAUUGCCAAUACCACAAACAGUAACAACAACACCACAAACAUCACCUCAAACAUCACCACAAACACCUCUAACACCAUUAGAUCCUUCACCCAAAUCAGCAUCUCCAAAAUUAUAUAACACAUCACAUCAAUCAUCAAAACCCAUGUCACCAAAAAUAAAUGUAAACACAUCACCACCAACCACUAAUUCAAUAAUACCUUCACCAAGAUCACACUUACCAAUACAAUCAACAACAACUACAACUACAUCACCUUUACCAAUAAUAUCAACAACAACAACAACAACACAACUAGAAAGAAUCACUCAAAGUAAACAACAAUCAAACUUUGAACAUAAAAAUAUUUCUACAUUUAGUAGCAAUAAUAUAGAUUUAAAUGAUAAUUUAAAUAAUAAUAAUAAUAAUAAUAAUAAUAAUAAUAAUAAUAAUAAUAAUAAUAAUAAUAAUAAUAAUAAUAAUAAUAAUAAUAAUAUUAAAAAUGGAAAUAACAAUUCAAUAAAUAAUACACCAAUAAAAAAACUUACAAUAGAAAAAGAGGAAGGAGAAGAUAAAGAGGUUAUUAUUGAUUCACCACAGAAAGUGGAGUCACCUUUAUCAUCUACCACAACAUUACUUCCAAUAACACCACCAAUAGCUCCGAUUAUAGCAAAUGGGAAUCAAAACAAAAAUAAUAAAAAAAUUUCAUCCUCAGAAGAUUUGGAUGUUGAUAUUUUGGUUGAUGAUGAUGAAUCAACUAAAUCUGUAAAUAAAAAUCAUCUUAAAAAAGAACUUAUAAAUAAUCAUCAAAAUAACGCAAAAGAAAAAGAUGUAUUACAAGAAAAAGAUAAAAUAAUACAAUUUGAAAAAGAAAAGGAAAAAGAAAAAGAAAAGGAAAAAGAAAUAGAGAAAGAGAAAGAGAAAGAAAGAGAAAGAGAAAAAGAAAAAGAAAGAGAAACAGAAACAGAAACAGAAAAAGAAAAAGAAAAAGAAAAAGAAAAAGAAAAAGAAAAAGAAAAAGAAAAAGAAAAAGAAAAAGAAAAAGAAAGAGAAAAAGAAAGAGAAAGAGAACGAGAAAGAGAAAGAGAAAAAGAAAAAGAAAAAGAAAAAGAAAAAGAAAAAGAAAAAGAAAAAGAAAAAAGAGAAAAAGAAAGAGAAAGAGAAAAAGAAAGAGAAAAAGAAAAACGUGAAAAAGAAAGAGAAAGAGAUCGUGAACAAUUAGAAAUACAACAACGUGAACAACGUGAAAGAGAACGUGAGCAACGUGAGAAAUCUCAAGAAAGAGAAAGAGACCGUGAACGUGAGAGAGAUCGUGAGUUACGUGAAAAAGAAAGAGAAAGAUUACAACUGAUUCGUGAACAACAAUUGUUAAAACAACAACAAAUUGAAAGAGAAAAACAAAUGCUUCGUGAACAAUUAUCAAAAGAGAUAGAAAUGGAAAGAUCUCUCGGAACUAUUAACAACAAUAAUAAUAACAAUAACGAAAAUAAUAAUAAUAAUAAUAAUAAUCAUAAUAGUAACGAGAAAGAUGUUGAUAUUGAAGAUGAUCAAUCAUCAAAUGGCAAUGGAGAAAUAUCCAGAUAUAGUCAUCGUGAUGGUAGCGGACAUCAUCAUCAUAAACAUAGACAUCAUCACCAUAAAAAGAGAUCACAUAAACAUAAAGAUAGAAAAGAACAUAGAAUAAAGAAACAAAGAACUAAAGUAUCUGAUCUUCCAAUGAAUGUACAUGAUUCUGAUCAAGAAACCGAGGAUUCUGGUCCAGAUGAACAAGCAAAUUCAAUCAACAUCAAAGAUGACAAAGAUCGUCUCUAUUGUGUUUGCCAGAAAAAAUAUGAUAAAACUAAAUUUAUGAUUGCUUGUGAUCGUUGUGAUGAGUGGUAUCAUGGGGAUUGUGUAUAUAUUUCAGAAAAGGAUGCAAAAAGAAUUAAAUCUUAUGUUUGUGCAAAUUGUAUUAAAAAGAAAGAAAAAGAACGUAAUGAAAGAGAAAAAGAGAAAUUAAAAGAAAAAGAACGUUUUGAAAAAGAUCGUAGUAUUUCAAAUGAUGAUAAAGAAAAAUAUAAUCAACAAUUACAACAUCAACAACAACAACACCAUCACUACCAACAACCACCACAACAACACCAACAACAACAAUUCCCAUUAACACAACAUAUUGAUAUUAUUAAACCGAAUUUAAUUACUAAUGCUGUAUGUUCACCAAAAUUAUUUGGAUCUGAAAGUAAAAAAUAUUUAAAUUCACCAAUUUUAUCACCAUUAUCACCAUCUUCACCUAUACUUUUUUCUCAAGUUCCACCAAGUCCAGAGAAAUACUCUCAAAAUGGUACUCUAAAACCAAGAAAAUGUUCAUACGCAAAAUGUUUCAAUAAUGCUUUACCCACUUCAAAGUAUUGUAGUCAAGAUUGUGGUGUAGCAAAUGCAAAAGAUAUGAUUGUCAAGAGUGCCACUUUUCAAAAGAACUUGGGCUCACAAGCAAUAGCUGCUGCUCCAGCUUCACCUUCUCAAUAUAAUGUAGAAAAAGAACGUCAAAGAGAACGUGAGAAAGAAAGAGAUCGUGAACAACGCGAUAAGGAAAAAGAUAAAGAAAGAGAAAGAGAGAAAGAAAGAGAAAAGGAAAGAGAAAGAGAAAAGGAAAGAGAAAAGGAAAGAGAUCGCGAACAAAAAGAAAAAGAACGUGAGCAAAAAGAAAGAGAUCGUGAACAGCGUGAAAAAGAACAAAAUUUAAAUAUUACAAUUCCAAGUAAUAUUACUACAACUCACAAUGUAAUCAUUAAUAAUCAACCAUUACAACAACCACAGCAACCACCACAACUAUCGCUUCAACCACAAACACAGUCACAACAACAACAACAACAACAACAACAACAACAACAACAACAACAACAACAACAACAACAACAACAACAACAACCACCACAACAACAACAACCACCACCACAACAACAACAACAACAACAACAACAACAACAACAACAACAACAACAACAACAACAACAACAAAAUAAUACCAAUAAUAAUAAUAAUAAUAAUAAUAAUACUAACAAUAACCAAUUAAGUUCAACAGAACAAACUCAAAAACUUUUAUUAUCAUCUGAUACAGACUCUGAAAAAUUAAAAUUAAUUUCUUCAAAGAGAUUGGAAGUUGAAGAUAAACUUAAAAUUUUAGAGAAAAAGAGUUCAGAACUUGAAAAAACAAUUCUAAUGGCAAAAUUAAAAUUUGAGUCAUCAAAUUCAGAAAAAUGUAAUUUAAAAGAUAAUUUGUAUAAUAAUAGCAGCAACAACAAUAAUAAUAUUAAUAAUAAUACUAGCAAUAAUAGCAAUAAUAAUAAUAGCAACAAUAAUAACGAUAAUCAACCAAAUCAAAACUGUUUAUUUCCAAUUAAAGAUUCACCAAAUGGUUAUUGUGGUUUGAUUCAAUGUGCCAAACAUGAGGGUUGGGAGAAAAAGAGAAGAGAUACAAUUAUUAAAGAACAAAACUUUCAUACAAAAACUUUAAGAGAACUAUCACUUGAAGAAAAACAAAUCCAUCAAAGAUCUGCCAGAAGAAAUAAAAUUCAACAAAAUAGUAUGAAUGCCGAUAUCGAAGUUUAA